This is a messenger RNA of Cololabis saira (Pacific saury), 10264 nucleotides long. RefSeq names its product insulin receptor substrate 2-A (gene irs4b). Bases 314 to 4411 code for a protein of 1365 amino acids. The transcript is spliced from 2 exons. The record is from RefSeq and is a predicted model, not a curated record. Gene Ontology annotation, biological process: insulin receptor signaling pathway. Gene Ontology annotation, molecular function: phosphatidylinositol 3-kinase binding; insulin receptor binding. Lineage: Eukaryota; Metazoa; Chordata; Actinopteri; Beloniformes; Belonidae. Gene Ontology annotation, cellular component: cytosol; plasma membrane.
AUGUGUGCGGGCUGCUAACUAACCGAGCUAGCCGGAACCUCCCGCGUCCAGAACCGCGGCGGAGCCGGGUCACGCCGGACACGGUAGGCGUUAGAUCGCGAUAAUAAAAACAAAAACAAGCCGCCCCGGACCCCCCUCUCCCCUCUCCCGCCGCGCUGAAGGGGCCGCGGCGCCGCGUCGAUGAGGCGGACUAACAAAGCCGGCCAGUGAGGAGCACAGCCGGCCUAGACGGAGCCGGGAGCCCCGUCUCCCCAGAACCACAACCAGGACCGGGAUGGGGUCCGGGCUGCGGGAGUGACCUCUGAUUCUGCACAUGAUGGCACAUUUCACGAGUUACCAGGAGGGCAAGGCGGCGAUGCUGCUGGUGGAGACGCCGGGGAGGAAGCCCGCGACCCCCGGCGGGGACGAGCCCCCUUCCCCGCUCAUCACCUCCCGCUUCCACCAGCAUCCUCCGCCGUCCUCCAACCACCGAGACCUCCACCACCCCUCGCCCAAGGAGCAGCAGCACCUCCCCGCGGAGAGCCUGGCCGGGUCCCCGGGCUCUGGCAGGUCCGCAUCCGAGGACCCCACCGCUGCUGCCGCGUCCGCCGCAAGCGGCAGCCACGCGGCCGUAACCGCCGCCGUCGCGCAUUCCGCCGACUCCGUCGACGAUAUUAGAAAAUGCGGCUACUUAAGGAAGCAGAAACAUGGACAUAAGAGGUUUUUCGUGCUGCGAGCUGCCAGCGCGCUCGGGCCGAGCCGCUUGGAGUACUACGACAGCGAGAAGAAGUUCAGGAGCAGCCUCCGCUCCGCCGCCGCGGCUGCUGCUGCCGCGGCCGCCGCGUGCGCUGGAGCGGCUGCCGCGAGCGGCGGCGGCGCGGCAGCGGUCGCCGCCGCCGCCGCUUCUCCCCCCAAAAGGGUUAUUUACCUCUACCAGUGCUUCACGGUAAACAAAAGGGCGGACUCCAAAAACAAGCACCUCAUCGCCCUUUACACUAAGGACGAGUAUUUCGCCAUUGUGGCUGAAAACGAGCAGGAGCAGGAGGACUGGUAUGUGGCUGUGAGUGAGCUGAUGAGCGAGGGGAAACGGGGGCAUUUGGAUUCAGAUGAUUUAGAUGAUGGAUAUGGUACAGUCACCCCUGGUACGGUGUUUAAAGAGGUGUGGCAGGUUAAUGUCAAACCUAAAGGACUGGGACAAACGAAAAACCUCACGGGUGUCUACCGGCUAUGCCUCUCCACUAAAACCAUCCACCUUGUCAAAUUGAACUCUGAGACCCCGUGUGUUAACCUUCAGCUGAUGAACAUCCGGCGCUGUGGACAUUCAGAGAGCUUCUUCUUCAUCGAGGUGGGCCGCUCCUCUUCUAUCGGGCCGGGAGAAAUCUGGAUGCAGGUGGAUGAUUCGGUCGUGGCCCAAAAUAUGCACGAGACCAUCCUGGAGACGAUGAAAGCCCUGAAGGCGUUUGCAGAGUUCCGGCCGAGGAGUAAGAGCCAGUCUUCGGGCUCCAACCCCAUGCCUUUCAUCACGACGCGGCGCCACCUGGGCAACCUUCCGCCGAGCCAGACUGGGCUGCAGCGGCGGUCGAGGACGGAAUCGGUGGUGGGCACGCCGCCGUCGAGCAAAAGCUCUGGGGCGAGUGGUUAUCGCUUCCGCACCUCCAGUGAAGGCGAAGGAACCAUGAACCGGCCGUUUCGCUCCGCCACAGGAAGUCUGGUGCACCUCAACUCUGCACGGGCUCAUCACGGCCGCCAGGAUGUCAGCGGCGGCAGCGGUGGACCUGUCGCCACGGGGAACGCCGGGACGAACACUAGCAGCGGGCGGUACGUGCGAGCCAUCCCGGGGACGUCCUCCACCUAUCACGCCCGCUCCGCCUCCCUGCCGGUCUCCCACUUCCCCUCCACCACCAGUCCGGUGAGCGUGUCCUCCAGCAGCGGCCACGGCUCCGUCUCGGACACCCUCACCCGCCCGUCGAGCGCCUCGAUAUGUGGCUCCCCGUCAGACGGCGGGUUCAACUCUUCAGACGAGUACGGCUCCAGCCCCGGGGACUUCCGGUACUUCCGGGUGAGGAGCAACACGCCGGACUCUCUGGGCAACACUCCGCCAAUCAGAGAGGAGAACUGCCUGAACGAUUACAUGGCCAUGGGCUGGAACCGGGAGGUCUUCGGCACCAGCGUGGGCUCUGGGAAUAACAGCAGCUGCGACACGCCGCGGGACGAAAGCACGUCGGCGGCGGAGGAAGAGCGCUUUUCCUCGUCGUCACUGCGGAGGAGGACGCAUUCGUUCUCCAGAGUGGCUGCCGGCGCCACCGCAGGAGCCGGGGUGGCGGUUUACCAGAAGAUGACCCAGACCAACUUCUCCUUGGAGGAGGGGUCCGAUGUGGUGUUGCCGUUUGGCAGUGGGCUGCUCCGCGGGGGGCCGUCCUCUUCCACGUCCUCGCUCCGCUCCGACUACAGCUCCUGUUCGGAGCACAGCCAGCAGAGCCGUCCCUCCACCGUCUCCCAGGCGGAGUCCGGCGCUGAGCGCCCUCCUCUUUCCUCCUCCUCCUCUGCCAAGGAGGACAGCGGAUACAUGCCCAUGAUGUGCGGCGUGGCCGCAUCGCCGCGGGACACCCCCCCUGACUACAUGCCUAUGCAACCCAGCUCCUACUCCCAUCACCUCUCCCACUCCCCUCAGCUUCACAGCCCAUCUCUGGCCACCCGUGCGGCACACUACCCACCGCUCCAGUCCCAAGCGUCCACGGACGCCCAUGGCUACAUGAUGAUGCUCCCGGGGGCGAGCGGUAGCUCCCCUUCCUCGGUGCAAGCCUCCCCCGGUCCUCACGGUACAUCCAACGCAGCGGGCGUUGGCAGGACUGACAGCAUAGCGGAGAGGCCUGAAAACGGUGAAUAUAUGGACAUGUCGUACAGCAGCAGUGGUGCACGCAGGCUCCUCAACGAAGGGAGCAGUGUGUUUUACACACCAGGCACACCCGAGGGAACCCUCAAGUCCUACAGCCCCUAUUUCUCCCUCCCUCGCUCCUAUAAGGCCCCCACCAGAGAGAGGAACGAGAAGGAGGAUGGAGAAUAUGUACCUAUGAGUUCUCCUGCCAAGCCAGUAUAUUCAUCCAUCGCGACAGCAUCAAUGUCGAUACCAGAAAAGAGAAGUGGAGGAGGGAGUAGCACCUCCACCCCCUCUCACCCACCUCCGCCUUACGGAGCUCACCAUACGACCACAAUGAUGGCCGACAGGCGGGUCGUGAGGCCCAACCGCCUCCCUUUAGGCAGACGAAGUUUCCACGGACCGCUGCGGGUGACUGAGCCCUCCACGGCGUCCGUAGGCACCUCGACUUCAGUCCCCGUCACUGGCAGCUCCUCCGAACGGCCCUCCAGUCCUGGGGAGUAUAUUAAUAUUGAGUUUGGCGAUCACUUCCCCCAUCAGCAGCAGCCCCCCGCGUACCCACUCUCUGCCCAGGACGAAGCACCUUCUCUGGCGUCCAGCGAGCACGGCUGCUCCCCUCCCCCGGCGCAGGACUACAUGAGCGUGGAGGUGGGGGGCGACCAGCAGGACUCCGUCGAGUGUCUGGGGAAGAACCAGUCGCCUAGGCCCAGCCUGGUGGCCCCCUGGAACCCGCCCAGCUACAUCCGACCGCUGGCAAACAACCCCGGAGCGUUGGGCUCCGCCGGCGUCCCGGCCGGAGGUCACUGGAGGUCAGUCGGAGACGACUACACGGACAUGACGUUUAACCUCAGCAGAGGCGAGAGGACGCAAACGAGCCCCACGGCCAUGCUGCAGCAUCUCUGCGUGAUAGAGGGACGUUACGGCCACACUUCCUCUACCUCCUCCUCGUCCCUCUCUCCACCCCUCCCUCCGUCGAGCCCCGGCAGGGCCCCCAUGCAACAGCUGGAGCCCAAAGUGGUGCGAGCAGACCCCCAAGGGAGGAGGAGGCACAGCUCGGAGACCUUCUCCUCCACCUCCUCCAACUCAACCCCCUCUGGCGGGGGGCUCGGCACCUCAUCCUCAGCCUUGCACCCCACAGCCCACAAUGCAUCUUACCCAGCGGAGGGCCAGACCUCCAGGUGGGCCAGUUCAGCGUCUUUUGACAGUGUGUGGAUGUCCGUGGACGGUUUACGGGACUCACAAGCUCACCACGCCACGCCACGACUCACGGAGACGACGGCGGGCUCCGGGACCCCGGCCUCAUCCACCUCCUCCACCUCAGGGGCCGGAGCUGCUAGAAUGUGCAGGAACAUGUCAGUCGGCUACCAGAACGGCCUCAACUACAUCGCCUUGGAGCUGAGGGAGGACGGGAGCAACGCGGGAGCCGUCACAUCGGGCGCUGGUGGCGCCAACGGGAGCACGGCGGCAGUGGGGAUGGUGCCUCUGCCGGAGAAUGGAGCUUAUGCCAGUAUAAACUUCACCAAAUCCGACGGAGUCACAACAACAACCAAGGACUGAGCGAUAGAAGUCCAGCGUUCGCCGCAUCUUCCUCCUCCUCCUCAUCAUAAUCUCUCUCGGGGCAGUGGGCUCCGCCUGGGACCCUUGCCCCCCCAAACCCCACCCCGGCCUGCCAGUGACCUCUGACCUUCGCUCACUCUGAGAAGCUGCUCCCCUCCGGACGCCGACGACAACUUUACAACGUGACGAAAAAAAACAAACAAAAAAAUGCUUGCAGUUUAUUUUUUUUAAUUGUUUUUCAUCGUUUAAUUGAGUCGUGUUUUAUACGCAUAUCCUGUCCUGUUUACCAUUCGCCCCCCGUCUCACGAUGGACGCUGCCAGUGCGUGCUGCUCUUCCCCUCUCCUCGUUCAACACUUUUUGCUGUUUCUUUUCCCCAGCCGGCAGCGGUCAGUGAACUUUGACCUGACUGAGAGGUGGUAAUGCAAAUACAGGUAGUUUAUUUUCUUUUUUUUCUCCUCCCUUUAACCAGAUGUUUCUGCUUCUCUAUGCGGUUAAAAAAAAAGGGAAGUUGGAUUCUAAGUGAAGGCAUUAUGGUACAUACUUAGAAGCUUUUAUGCUGCAUUGAGCUUAAAAUAUUCAUUUUCAUCAUUUAUCAUUGUACUUUUUUUUUUUUUUUACCCUAUGCAUACUCCAUCCUCCCAAUUAUUUAAUUAUGAAAAAUGUUGUGGUAGAAAACGUAUAUUUGAAAAAAUUUCUCCACCUGGUUUCCCCUUCCCUGGAACGGUACAAGCUUGUGGCUGGGUCCAUUUGAGCUUCAGCGCGGCGCCGCGUCACACGUAUUCCCAGGUACAGCACGGUGCCGACCGCCCCGGAUCACACUUUUUUGCACACUGCUCACUCACACGUCAGUCACGCAGCAGCACCCGCGGGCCUCAGCCAGCCAGCCAGCUCCAGAUGCGACCGGGUACCGGCCGUGGUAAAGCACCAGUAUCAGUGUACGAAUGCAAGGGGAAGCCGUAAAGCAUUUCUGUGUUCAUUAACUUCAUGCAAUAUUAUUUAUUUGUUACACCAGGUACAAAUGUUCCAGUACAUUUCCUUGUUUGCUUUCCAGACUGACGGUACUCAGCAGGGCGGGAAAAUACUGCCAAAAAGUUGCCUGAAACUUUUGCAAGCCACAGAUGGUGACAUUUGAGACCAUUGACGGGGGUUAUUUCACCCACCAGAAGACUGUUGCUGAACAGACACGGUACUUGAGGAAAAUUGUCUUUUGUACUUCCGAAUUAUUACUAAGUUGAAGUCAAAUGAAACCUCUGAAGACACUAGUUAACGUCAGAGACGGGCAAGGAAUGUCAGUGAGUUGCUAGCAGCUCACCGGCUGCAGACGGCAGUCACGGCGCUCUCGUUUUGGAGAACCAGGGAGCGAGGUUAAUAGAUUGAGGAACCAGUUCUCGCCAUUUAAAACAACUCAAACGUCAUGAUUUUUUUUAAAUGGCGUUUGUGCACAGCUUUAGCACCAGUUACAGAGGCCGGGUCUGCGUCACAAGGACGCCGGAAGUUGUUGCAACUCAGACGCCCUGCGGUUGAGAAAAUGUAGCAAUAAAUGACUGAAGGGAUCAAAUAUAUUUGCUUGAUUUGUUGCAAAAUUAAUAAGAAUUUUUCCAAAUUGAGGGAAAAAAAAGUCUUUCCCAAAAUCAGGCAUAAAAAAAACAGAAAUGUCCCUUUAAUCUCACCAGGACGCUUUAUGCCAUUAACAGUUUAAUGACACCGUUUUUGUCGGUAAAGUUCAUUGAGACCGUUUUCAAAGAAAAAUGAAAGGCUGAAAAACAACAAGCAAGUUGUUUUGAAACGUGCUCAUGAUGUUAAGUGCUAACUAGUGAGCCUUAGAGGAGUUCCUGUGCUUCAGGCUUUUCCCCCCCGUUUCCAUUCUCCACGUUUAGCCGAGCAAACUUAGUGAUGGCUCAUAACUUAACAGCUAUCAAAGUGGUGCUGAUUAACAUUUGGCAAGAAAAUUACAAUAAACUUUAAAAUGUAAAAAGGGAAAAAAAAUAGGUUAUUUAGUGAAACUACUGUGGUGGAUGUACAGACAUUAUUCUCCCGUCCUGCUGCUGCUCUGGUUUAGCUCACUUUUCUGCACAAUGCACUGUUUAUUAGAUCAAAGUUUGUGGUUUUUUUUGUUGUUAAUUUUUCUAUUUUACCUCGUACGGUCCAUAGAACAGUUCAGGUGAGAGAGUGAGAGCGGCAUCGACACUAACGCACACCUGCAGAAGCACAAAGUGCAGGCACGACUGUACUUUGGAGGUACUGGCAUGCGUGUCAUGGAGACACCUGCGGCGUCCUCCAUACCUGCGACCCGCCGCAGGCCCACAGGUCACGCAGCUUCUGCGCUCGCCCGUUUCGGUUCUUUUUCAGCGGCUCUCCAUUACAUCCAGGAUUUUCUCCUCACGCGCUUGCACGCAGGAUGUUCGUCAGUAGCUCUGAGUGACGUAAAAGAGGCUUCGAGUAACCUGAGCAGCCGCCCCAGGUGCAGCACGCUGCACAUACUUCCCCCCCACCUCGUGACCAGUUUCACACACAUACACGCUUUUGGAAGGGCAGCGAGCGCUUAUAUCAGUCUCAGCCGAAGCUCGCCGCCCGCUCCCUCGCACACUUUUAUAAUCUCAAUGUACGCUGCUCUCCCACGAUUGGUCCCUUUGUGAGAGGUGUGUAAACACCAAGACUGACGGCCAGCGUGACUCACCAGAUUUCAGUUGUUUAUGUUCAGUAUUUAUAUAAUUUUACCCUUUUAGCAGCACCUAAUUUUGUGGGUUUUUUUUGUUUUAUUUGAUUGUCAUCUUGCAUCACAGCUUUACAUGUGGAGCUGGGAGGGAGGGAAGGAGCCGUGUUGUGUCUAAAUAACAGUCAGCCUGGUUAAGAGAGCAGCCUGGACUGGUUUUUGUUACACAACCGCUGAGGUUUUAUCCACUUCCUGGUCAAAGGGACUGUGAUCGACAGUUUGGUUGAUGCCAUCAACACUGCACAUGGUAGUCCGCGUUCAUGCCAGUGUUUCUUUUCUUUCUUUUUUUUUUGAAUGUUUGUGGCAGGUACAGAGACUGAAUUCACCGAAUCGGUUCCAAAUCAGCUUAUAAAAGCAGAUGUUGUCUCUGGACUUUGUGGCUAAGAAAAAAUGAAUUUCUAGAAGUCCUCUUUCGCUGAAAAUGUGAGCAAAUGUGUUAAAUUGACUUGAGCGUAUUUUUUUUUUUUUUUUUUUUUUUUAAUGCUACAACUGUGUUGUGUGUAAAAAAAGAGGGCAGUUUCUACAGGUUUUUUUAUGUCAUGUCUGCGUUUGCCUCCAGGUUGUAGUUGUGCCUGAUGCCAUUGAUCAUUCUCAUUAUAGUUCAAUGAAUUGCUUACAUUCAGAAAAUGUAAUAAGAAAUUAUUGAAGAAAAAAAACAAUUACAGCUGACAGGUCCUUAAUGUCCAGUUUUUAAAUAAACAAAAGUGCUAGUGGUUGAGUUUUUGCACAGUUUUUACUCUUUUAAGCUUUAGCUUGAAUUACCAAAACGAGUGUCUGUUAGAGGCCAGUAUGUUCAGUGUUCAGAUUGACUGUUAAAGCUACUUUGUAACAUUUUGCUGUAAUUACUUAAUCCUGGUGUCCAUAUAGCACUUUUUUGGAGGCCGGAAAAGCGUUUGGAAAUGCUUCUACUGGUGUUUCAUUCAAAAAUAAAUUAGGAGUAGUGCUCUUCGUGUUUCUAAAACAAAUUCGAGCUCCCUUGCAUGAUAAGUCGGCCUCCCGGUUGAGAUGGAUAAUUAUUUCUUUGACUUGGCGCCAAACAGAAAAGUUGUGAUGUAAUAUUUUCUUUGGCUGAGCUCGUCACAUCUCUGACAGCCACAUCAUGAGAGGAGUCAUUGAAUGUCUCAGAAACAGCAGUGUGAUGUGUAACAUCAUCUCCUGUGAGGGCUAAAAAAUAAAAAAAUAAAGCUGUUUCAGACUAUUUAAGGUCAGUUGGGACAAUUUUAGACCUCUUAACCUGCAACCCCUCUAUUUUCCUGGUUGCCAGGAUGACAAUGCCCUUAUGAUUGGUUGAAAAGUAAAUUAUCCCAGGGCUUUUAUUUUGAAAAUAGAAACAUGAAAUUUGGAGCUAAAAUACUCAGGAAAAAUGCUAUGUGGACACAAGCCUCAAUAUAUCAACAUCAAUUGCAAAAUCCCACGAGCUGCUCCGAUAACCGAUAUACUCCUUACUUCCCACCACCCCAGCUCCCUUUGCUCUACUUCCAGUGACGAUGAAGUUGAGAAGGAAAGAAAAUAAAAUCUCUGAGACAAAAGUUUGUCUUCUCCGGAGUGAUAAAAAGCAUUAUUUUUGUGUGUGUUUGUGAAGGUAAAGACGGUUUAGAAACAAAAGUAAGCCGUCUUCCCUCAGUUAUUGAGCUCUGGCAGGCAGAAACAUGUUUUAAAUGGUCCGAAUUAAAACUGAAUAUCCACACAAUUGUUGUUGAGCGAUUUUAAGCCUGUGAUGUGUGACGUUAUAUGUACAUGAACAAUUUGAGGUAUUUUUUUUCUUUUACCCUCCUUUUUUUUUCUCCUUUGAAUGAACAGAGAUGUGAUGAUAUUGGCCGCAGCGGUCCAAGACGAACAAUAUUUUUUUCCUUUUUUUUUUUUUUUUUUUAAUGUUUGCAAAAUGUUUUAGUGUACUUUGCUACGGCCACGUAUUGAGUUUGGGUUUUUGAUGCUACGUCAAAAGCAGCAGUGCUAGAUUUGUGGGGUGUUUAUGGAAGAAAAAAAACAAACCCAACCCUCAGUUUAUUUGAAGCAUUAUUCAGAAAUGUCGUAUGUCGGAUUGCCUUCAUGUCAAACGUGUACUCUGUUCAAACCUUUAUCUCGACUUAAGUAAUCUACACUGAAUCUGUGUUUGUCUGCCAACAAUUCAACCUCAAAUGGUCAUCAAUGUGUUUUCUUUUCUUUUUUGUUUUAAAUGUGGAGAAAUGAGAGCGACCCAUAUAUUCUCACAGAAAAGACUUAGAUUACUGCAUCCUUAUGCAAACUUGUGUUUUCUGGAUUUCAUUUUCCUUUUAGUUUACGGAGAGCGAGAAAAGUUCCCCUUCCUCUUGGUUGUUCUGUUGUAACGGCGAUUCUCUGAAAAAAACAAAGCAACUCAAGAUUAGUUUUUUUAAAAGUACAUAGGCAUUUUGCAGUUAUUUGUAUAAAGCAAUGGGUUACAACCUACCUAAUGUUUAUUUUUUUCUAAUGAUACAGUUUAUUUGCUGCUGUGUAGUACAGAAAACAGUCAGUGGCAAACAUGAUGAUGAUGAUGAUCACUGCUAUCAGGCGCUGGUCAGAUUUUUUUUUUUUUCUCUUUUCUUUUUUUUGUUUGUCCCCCCCCACCAACCCCCGAAUGCUUUUGGAACCUCUGAGGACUGUGGCAGAGCGGGACGCCCGCUCCACCCUGCUACCUGUGUUCUUAUUUUCCGAGUUGAAUGCUGUUGUUUAUUAGCUUUACGGGAAAGAGGAAGAGUUUUCAACAAAAAAAAACGGUGAUGAUGAUGAUAAUUCUGUGGAGGUGUGUAUCCUUCGUAUGUGCAUUAUUUUUCAGUGACGUACGUCCUGUAUGAGAAAAGAAGAAAAUUGAGGUUUUAAAAAAGAGAGAGAGGGGAAACUUUGAAAUUGAAAUCUUCCUUGUGUAAAUAAGGAACGUUGUUGCUUUUUUUUUUUUUUUUUCCUUUUUUUUUUCUCCAUGUUCUGAACGGCGCCUCGUCGCCUGUUUUGUUUUGUUGUUUUUUUUCCCUCCCUCUUUCUUCCUCUCUUUUUUUUCCUCGUGGAGGGAAAGGGGUGCUGGAGGGGGUACUCAGAGACGAUUUGAGCAUCCGCAUAGUGUUUAUAUUUAUCAGAACUUUUUUGCUUUCAAUAGAGCUAUUGCAAUAAAAAUGUGUUCAUGUAA